Solanum stenotomum is the source of this 672-nucleotide messenger RNA. RefSeq lists its product as uncharacterized. NCBI's taxonomy places the organism in Eukaryota, Viridiplantae, Streptophyta, Magnoliopsida, Solanales, Solanaceae. The transcript is spliced from 3 exons. The record is from RefSeq and is a predicted model, not a curated record. Bases 1 to 672 code for a protein of 223 amino acids.
AUGGCACUCACUCGACCAUCCAGGGAAAAGGAUAGUUUAUCGAAUGAAGGCACUAAUGAGCAAAAAGAUUUAGGUGCUAAUGGGCAAAAUGAUGAUCAAGAUGGAGAUGCUAAUGAACAAGAUUUAGGCGCUAAUAAUAUGAGAUUGGACGAGCUUAUUUGCUGGAAUGAUGUAACAUUGCUUCAUCUUCUCUCUCGAGGCCAUAAUGAACAGCCUCCUAAUGAUCAAGAUGGAGAUGCUAAUGAACAAGAUUUAGGUACUAAUGAGCAAAAUGUUGAUCAAGAUGGAGAUGCUAAUGAACAAGGUUUAGGCGCUAAUGAGCAAAAUGCUUAUCAAGAUGGAGAUCCUAAUGAACAAGAUUUAGGGGCUAAUGCUAAUCAAGAUGGAGAUGGUAAUAAACGAGAUUUAGAAAAGCUACUGUUCAAGAUGGAGAUAGAACUGAUCACGAUGAAGGCACAGCUGAUGAAGAUGAAGCUACAACUGAUCAAGCUGGAGAGACAACUGCUCAAGAUGGAGGGGCCACUGCUCGACUUGCUACUGAUCGGGAUGAAUAGAAAUGAUCAAGAUGGAGACGCUACUGAUCAAGAUGAAGGCACAACGGAUCAAGAUGAAGGCACAACUGAUCAAGAUGGAGAGACAACUGAUCAAGAUGGAGACGCUCCAAUGAACUGA